This is a messenger RNA of Boeremia exigua, 471 nucleotides long. RefSeq lists its product as uncharacterized. The record is from RefSeq and is a predicted model, not a curated record. Lineage: Eukaryota; Fungi; Ascomycota; Dothideomycetes; Pleosporales; Didymellaceae. The transcript has a single exon. Bases 1 to 471 code for a protein of 156 amino acids.
AUGACUGCGCCUUUGGGCGUUGCAGUGCUACUGAUCGUGGAAGAGAGUGGCGCCAUGGAGGUCAGAUCUAGAUGUUUCGGUUCGUCGGGGUAUACUAGUGACGUUUCUGAGCUUGUUGUUGAAUAUGAGAGACUUGGUGAUCGUGAUACGCGUCGCGAUGAGAUAGAUGAUGUGCGCUUAUUCAAGAGGGGCGCAUCAGAUACAGGAACGUCAGACCGGUUGCUAGCCUGGGAGAGUGGUCGCAAGAAAGAGACAGUCCUCGAUCUUCGCAAAGCUUGUCUGUCGAUUCUUUCUCUCUCUUCCUCCCUAACCGAUUUUCUGACUUCUGGCUCUUUGAAUUCGAGCUUUCCGUUUUUGUCUGAUGCAAAGUACUCUUCGCCACGGCCGAAGACAACUUGGAGUGAAGCCCAGUCUCGCGUCGUACCGUCAGUUGGAUUGAGCCAUUCGUUCAAUGCAAGUGGCAGGUCGUAG